Lolium perenne is the source of this 1923-nucleotide messenger RNA. Its product is annotated as phosphatidylinositol 4-phosphate 5-kinase 9. Gene Ontology annotation, cellular component: plasma membrane. Gene Ontology annotation, molecular function: 1-phosphatidylinositol-4-phosphate 5-kinase activity. Lineage: Eukaryota; Viridiplantae; Streptophyta; Magnoliopsida; Poales; Poaceae. Gene Ontology annotation, biological process: phosphatidylinositol phosphate biosynthetic process. The record is from RefSeq and is a predicted model, not a curated record.
ACACUAAUAGCAGUGAUCUAAUUUGCCCAAUGAUCAGCUAGACAGUCCAUAUAAUGGAAAUCCGAACUUAAAAAAAAAAAAAAAGAGAGAGCUGAAUUUCAAUCAAGCUAUCUAGAGCACAGAAUCGGCACGGCUGUGGCACCACGACCUCCGACGAAGAAGAAGCCAUCUCUGCAGAGACGCCGGAGUAUCGGAGUCACCGGAGGUCCUGACAAGACGAUGAAAUGUGAAGAUUCUAGCUCCUCCCCGGUGCUCGAACGGGAGUACGCGCAGGGAGUUCUAAUCAGCGAGAUUGUGCUGGAUAAGUGGAGCCUCCCGGAAUCGUCCUCCAAGAAACUGAAACUUGGCCUCAGAAGGGCCGCGAAAAGGCCCGGAGAGACGAUAAUUAAAGGCCACCGGAGCUACGAUCUCAUGCUCUGUCUGCAGCUUGGAAUCAGGUACACAGUUGGAAAGAUUACGCCCAUCCCGGAGCGUCAAGUGCGAACUUCUGAUUAUGGCCACAAAGCUAAUUUCUGGAUGAACUUCCCCAAAAACGGAUCAAAGCUUACUCCUUCACAUCGUGCUCUAGAUUUUAAGUGGAAGGACUACUGCCCAAUGGUUUUCAGAAAUUUGAGGGAGAUGUUCAAGAUUGAUACAGCAGACUACAUGAUUUCCAUUAGUGGAAGUGAUGCACUUAGGGAGCUAUCUUCUCCUGGAAAGAGUGGGAGUAUCUUUUUCUUGUCGCAGGACGACCGGUUCAUGAUCAAGACUCUUCGGAAAUCAGAAGUGCAGGUUCUUCUGCGUAUGCUCCCAUACUAUUAUCGUCAUGUCCAAACCUAUGAGAAUACACUCGUAACUAAAUUUUUUGGCCUCCACCGGGUGACACCUUCCAGUGGUCGAAAGUUUCAAUUUGUAGUAAUGGGCAACAUGUUCUGCACAGAACUAAGAAUUCAUCGAAGAUUUGACUUAAAAGGUUCAUCUUUGGGACGUUCUACAGAGAAAAUUAAAAUCGACGAGAACACGACGCUGAAAGACUUGGAUCUGAAUUAUUCAUUUUAUCUUGAGCCUUCUUGGCGGGGUGCUUUGCUUAAGCAGAUUGAAAUCGACAGCGAAUUUCUAAGGAACCAUGGUAUAAUGGAUUACAGCUUACUUCUUGGUUUCCAUUACCGAGCUCGUCGAAACCUACAAAUAGGAUCAUCAUGUCGUGAAAGCAUUUUGCCAGAUAACUUAACCGUUCUUUCAGAAGCAGAUGUCGCAGAGGAGAAUUCCGUUUAUAACUAUCAAGACGGGCUGAUUUUGCUGCAGCGAGGCAGCAACAAAAAUGGUCCAGCUUCUGUCGGCCCACACAUCAGGGGAAGCCGCCUGCGUUCGUCAUCGGCAUGUUUCGAGGAAGUUGAUCUUCUGCUUCCAGGCACAGGAAGGCUUCCGAUCCAGCUAGGAGUCAACAUGCCGGCGAGAGCGGAGAAAGAAGAUAAACAAGAGGAUGGCAGCAAAUCGCUCCAUCAUGUUUAUGAUGUCGUACUCUACAUAGGGAUCAUUGAUAUUCUGCAGAAGUACAACAUGACGAAGAAGAUUGAGCAUGCAUAUAAGUCCAUCAAGUAUAAGUAUAACCCCUUGUCAAUAUCUGCUGUGGAACCUCGAUUCUACUCGGAGCGCUUCUUCAAGUUUGUCGGCACCGCCUUCCCCGAGAACUCAUAUAAUCAAUAAAUCAUCUUUCUUUCCUCAUCUUGGUCAAGUAUUAUUUAAAAAAAAGAGAAAAUCCUAGGGAGUCUGUUUUUUUUUUAAGAAUAAGAAGUGUUUUUACCUGAUAUACUGAUGCUGCGCAUGUGUAUGCUUUGAGAUUGUUGGAAGCAAUGCAUGCAUGUAUUUGUCAAACACAACAUUCAUAGCAACUAGGAAUCAGUGAGGGCUCAUUAUGAAUGGAUUUAGGUGGGUUUUCUUCCA